Marchantia polymorpha subsp. ruderalis is the source of this 748-nucleotide messenger RNA. NCBI's taxonomy places the organism in Eukaryota, Viridiplantae, Streptophyta, Marchantiopsida, Marchantiales, Marchantiaceae. The record is from the annotation of a GenBank genome assembly.
AUCAUUCCUCUCUCUCUCAUUCUCGAGCAGCUUCUCAAUCUGGUGUUGGCACAUUUCGCCAGACACAACAUUCGAGCCUUCGGUAUCUCCUCAUAUCUGAAAUUCUAUCGACGGACGGGACGUGCGUGCGAAGGGAAAACUUCGACGAUUCUGUGAGAAGAAAAUAUGGUUCGAUCCACUUUUAUUGAUGUGCUUCUGGCAAUUCUCCUGCCCCCACUAGGAGUAUUUCUCGCCUUCGGCUGUGCGGCUGAGUUCUGGAUAUGUUUACUUUUAACGUUCUUGGGGUACAUUCCCGGCAUCAUAUACGCCUUGUAUGUAUUAGUAGGCUGAGCACGACGAACAGAAUGACUCGAACAGAUGGUCAACUUGGAGACUCAGAUUUAGAUUGUAUAGCUGGGCGAAGAGCCUUUGCUUAUAAUUUCUUUGGUGGUUCAUAACCACCAAACUUGUACAGAUAGAUUCAGUACAGAUGGAUCACGUAGGUUUUACAUAUGCGGGUUUGAGUGCAGCUCGGGUGUUGUAUAAUCAAUACUUUGAGAACGUUGAACAUUGUAGAAUUCUGAGAUCAACGAUGAGAAGUGGACAUGCACAUAUUCAAGUUCAGGUCGUAGUUUUGUAGUCAGCGUGUUGAGUAUGAAGUUUAAUUGAAUAAGACGACGAUACAAAGAUCGUGAAAUCUUUGUUGUUGUAAAACUUGCGCAAAUUGAAAUUUUGCAAUUUAUAAUAUGAUAGUUAAUCAUUGAAACGU